Mya arenaria is the source of this 1296-nucleotide messenger RNA. RefSeq lists its product as uncharacterized. The record is from RefSeq and is a predicted model, not a curated record. The transcript has 3 exons. Lineage: Eukaryota; Metazoa; Mollusca; Bivalvia; Myida; Myidae. Bases 225 to 1184 code for a protein of 319 amino acids.
GUAAGUCAAUGGUAUGAAUAUAGAUUCGGUCUUCCUACGAUCUCUGUUUACAUACGUCCAACCAUACUAUUAUUAAAUAAUCUAGAAGGGAUACGAACCAUUGCAAAUAUUUACGGUAUUGCCAAGUGUGUGCAUUUUGGUUAUGGAUUUUACGUGUUUCUGACCUAGCCAAGACAAAAUAUGCAUGCCAGUAGAAAUUCAAUCCAGUGAGAGACUCUCCGAAUAUGGCUGCUGAAUACCGGAAACAGGUGACGGCCCAGCAAGCAGAUCUUCCUGCACCGGUUGUCAGACCCCAGCACGGCACCUCUCGGCAGGUGUCCCCCGGGGAGGGCCGGCAGACGUGGAUCCACGGGACCCAUUCCUGGAUCAAAGCUAGCCUCCCAGAAGAGAGCCCCUGUCUCCUGACCGGAGUCUGCUUCAUUGGAGAUAACCUGAUCGUUUGUGAUAAUGAAAACAAGACCAUUAAAAGAUUUCACAUAGACGGAAAGUUUUUGGAAGAAGUGUUCUUGACCGACCCAUGUGGUAUCUGUAACUUGCCAAACUCCCACGACGUUGCAAUAACUGAGCCUGAAAUAACUCAAAUCACGGUAUGCUCACUAGACGAUGCUAUUUCAAUUACAUUUAGUUUAAAAACUGAAAAGAAAUACCAGUGUAUAUCUGCUCUUGAUGAUAAAUAUGUUGUGAGUUGUUGUGAUAUAGCGGAUCCCUGUGUUGACUUCUUGGACAGCAAUGGGACGAUUAUCAAGUCUAUAAAAAGUAAGAACGAAAAUUCCAAGCUUUUUAAAAACCCUGCAUCAGUGACUUGCUUAUCCUCUGAGAAAAUCCUCAUUAGUGACCCAGGGAGUUGCGCACUCAUAUGCGCAUCACUUGGUGGCGAAGUGAGAUUCAAACUGGAGACGCAGGGCCGACCUAGCGGGGUCAGCGUGGACAGCACGGGCGCCAUAUUUCUGGCCCACUAUGACCAAAACACCGUGUACCGCCUGUCGACCCGGGGUGCGGUGGAGAACGUUGUUGUUGACCAACGUUACAAGCUGAAGAGCCCGCUCGCCAUGAGUGUGUCAAACGGCCUCAUGGCCAUUACGGAGGAGACGCCCAGUGACAGAAUACUGCUAGUCAAGCUUACAGAAGUUCUGGAGAAGCAGAGUACGUGCAUCAGUUUGUCAAACCUGCAGUUCACCACCUGACCGCUUGCGUUGUUUUAAUACAUUUGUUCCUUGGGCAAAACACUUCAUUUUUGCAUUCUAUUCUAGUUAAGAAAUUUCAUAAUUGUCCAAAUAAAAUAUUUUGACAAGAGAA